UAAAUCAGGAAAAUAUGAGAGAGGUGAAGCAGUUAUAUGACUCAGCUCUCUGCAGCUCUCUGAAGAUGGAGGUUGAGGACGGAGCAGAGCUCUGCUUUCCACUACUCCUCAACACCUCCUGCAAGAAGACCACAUCUGUUUCGCCUGUAGCUGUGCUGGUUGACAUUGUGCUGUCCUUCAUCUCUGUGCUCACUGUAGCUCUCAACCUGCUCGUCAUCAUCUCAAUCUCCCACUUCAGGCAGCUCCACACACCCACUAACAUCCUCCUCCUCUCUCUGGCUGUCUCAGACUUUCUUGUGGGCCUCCUGCUGAUGCCUGGAGAAAUCUUCAUAAGAACGUCCUGCUGGUUUCCUAGUGAACUGAUGUGUUCUCUGUUUACUUAUGUGUCACUCAUCAUUACCUCUGCUUCAAUAGGAAACAUGGUGCUCAUAUCAGUCGACCGUUAUGUGGCUAUUUGUGACCCUCUGCAUUACACCACCAGAGUCACUAGCAGAAGAGUUAAACUCUGUGUUUGUCUGUGUUGGAUCUGUUCUGUUUUCUACAGCGGUCUUUUUGUAAAGGACGGCCUGACUCAACCAGUCAGACAUAGUUCCUGUUAUGGAGAAUGUGUGAUUGUCAUGGAUCAUAUUGUCGAAGUUGUUGACCUUGUUUUGACCUUUAUUUUUCCAGUUACCAUCAUCAUAAUUCUGUACAUGAGAGUAUUUGUGGUGGCUGUGUCUCAGGCUCGUGCCAUGCGCUCUCACAUUACAGCUGUCACUCUCCAGCGUUCAGCUUCUCUAACAACAAAGAAAUCUGAGCUGAAAGCAGCCAGGACUCUUGGUGUUCUUGUAGUUGUGUUUCUAAUAUGUUUCUGUCCAUAUUACGGUGUUUCUCUUGCAGGGGACAACUUGUUCAGCACCUCACCUGCAUCUAUUGUGUUCUUUCUCUUUGAUUUCAACUCCUGUCUAAACCCUGUGAUCUAUGCCUUGUUUUACCCCUGGUUCAGGAAAGCUGUUAAACUCAUUGUCACUCUUCAGAUACUGCAGCCUGGCUCCUGUGAGGCCAACAUACUGUAGAGAGUGAAAUGAGAUCUGCUUUACAAAGGUUUUCACUGAAUUCAAAAUGUAAAAAAAUGUUUGUGUAAAUGUACACAGUAAAUGCAUAUGUGUUGUAAAUGUGUAUAAGAAAAGUGUUCCUGAUUCUCCUUUUAAAGUUGACCUCUCUGUAACCACUAGCAACAUACAUGUUAUUAACAUAGUUUCUCUGGUGCACUGGCUCCUUUGUUAGAUGACUGCACCAAAGGCCUCUAUUUUCUCUCUCAUGAAAACAGUGACAAAGAUAUUUAUGGUGAUACAGUACAAUCAAAGAGUCUGUGUUUCAGAAAAGGAGGGAGAGAGAAAACAAAAUACAGCAGAUCACUGAU
Messenger RNA from Lates calcarifer (barramundi perch), 1402 nucleotides. Its product is annotated as trace amine-associated receptor 13c-like. Bases 15 to 1055 code for a protein of 346 amino acids. Gene Ontology annotation, molecular function: trace-amine receptor activity. The record is from RefSeq and is a predicted model, not a curated record. NCBI's taxonomy places the organism in Eukaryota, Metazoa, Chordata, Actinopteri, Centropomidae. Gene Ontology annotation, cellular component: membrane. Gene Ontology annotation, biological process: G protein-coupled receptor signaling pathway. The transcript is spliced from 2 exons.